AACUCCCCUGGGGUAGUUGUGAGGAUUAAAUUCAGAGAUAAAAACGAUUUACACUCCCGCGUGAGCCUAAGGUGACGCUGACGCGGAGCGCCUUGCACACGCGCAGAGGGGAAGGUCGAGGCGGCGGUGCAAGGGGUGAAGGCGGAGCCAUACCUUGGGCCUGAGACUUAAAGGGCAAAGAAAGGGCGCCGGGCACUCACCUGGGGCCUGUCCCACUUCCUUUGGUUCUGAAUCCCAAGCCCUUGGAAGCGUUUGCCAGCGGAGGGAAAGGACAUCCCACCCUCCACGACCCCCACCCUGCGUCAGCCCCGCUGUGGUCCCCGCGGUGCGACUAUGCCCCUUUAAGAGCGCCGGGGGUGGGUAGGCCCGAGGUCGCGGCGUGCGCUCAGCCUGCGCCGCAUCCCCUCGCGGAGCUGCUCGGCCAUGGCGCUGCGGGUCGGCCUGACCCUGGCCCUGGGCGCGGGGCUGGGUGCGGCCGCCGAGCACUGGAGGCGGCGAUGGGCAGACGCGCAGGCGACGCCGGGGCUGCUGGGGCGGCUGCCCGUGCUGCCCGUGGCGGCGGCGGCCGAGCUGCCUACCGUGCCCGCUCUGCCUGGGGGACCGGCGGGUCGCGGGCCUGGCGAGCUGGCCAAGUACGGGCUGCCCGGCGUGGCGCAGCUCAAGAGCCGAGAGUCGUACGUACUGUGCUACGACCCGCGCACCCGCGGCGCGCUCUGGGUGGUCGAGCAGCUGCGGCCCGAGCGACUCCGCGGCGACGGCGACCGCCGCUCGUGCGACUUCCGCGAGGAUGACUCGGUGCAUGCAUAUCAUCGCGCUACCAAUGCCGACUACCGCGGCAGCGGCUUCGACCGCGGCCACCUGGCUGCUGCCGCCAACCAUCGAUGGAGCCAGAAGGCCAUGGACGACACCUUCUACCUGAGCAACGUCGCGCCCCAGGUAGCGCUCACGCCCUAGACCGGGCUGCGGAACGCGGGGCCAGCGUCUCGAAGCAGCCUUGGGUCCAUCCAGGACCCUUGGUCAUUUACACCUGGGUCUGCCCACAGGACGGAGGCCGAUGGGAAGUCCUAUGUAAAGUACCAGGUAAUUGGCAAGAAUCACGUGGCAGUGCCCACACACUUCUUCAAGGUGCUGAUCCUGGAGUCAGCGGGUGGACAAAUCGAGCUCCGUUCCUAUGUGAUGCCGAACGCACCCGUGGAUGAGGCCAUUCCCCUGGAGCGCUUCCUGGUACCCAUUGAGAGCAUUGAGCGGGCCUCAGGGCUGCUCUUUGUGCCAAACAUCCUGGCACGAGCAGGAAACCUUAAGGCCAUUACCGCUGGCAGCAAGUGAGGGCAGCAGCCUAGAGACUCGGGGCCUAGGGCCUGGAUUGCAUUAAAGAAGGUUAUUUUUGGAGAGAAGUCUUGGCUGUGGCUGUCCUGAUGGCCUGCAGCAGCCCCGUCUCACGGCUGCUUCACCCAUAUCCGACACUCAUGGGAACCUUUAGGUGGUCUGAGUGCCUGCCUGGGUGAGGCUGGGCUGCAGGGCUGCCAGAGAGAUGAGUAUGGCUUCCUGGAAGUGAAGAGAAUGCGAGACUGGGGCCGGGGAGGCAGGUGGGUGCCAGCUCCUACCUGACCACCCAGGCCCCGCCCCAUGAGCUCACUGCUCUUAGUGGGCCCUGGGAGGUUAAGGGCCAGCCAGGUUCAUCCUGAGAUCUGCCCUGUGGCAGGCAGCAUUCCCUGCUCUUGUGUACUCUCUAAAUUGGGCAUGACAGUACUAAUGCCAGCCUCCCUGGGCUGGGGAAGUGAUGCCAUGGGCAGAGUUCUCCACCUUCCCUGAAUGGGUGUCAGGGGUGGGGUCAGGUUUCUGCUGUGGGUAUGGCUGGCAGGCUCAAGCACUUGGGCCGGGCGGGCCUCAGGGACAGGGAGACCAGGGCUGUCUAUCUGUGAAGCUACCACCCCACUGAGACUGAUAGGCAGUAUAGCCUCUGUCACGAGGACAGCAUUCUGUGCGAGAGGUGAGCGCACUGAGGCUUUCAGCUCUAAUGGCACAAUGCUUCCUAACGGACAGGAUGCAGGUGACACCUGAAGGGACAGCAGCCAUACCCACUGAAGUCACUGGAGAGGAGGUGGCAGAGCUGGAGCCACUGAGGAACACUAAGUAUACAGUAAUGAAAACAGAAGCCCACACAGGGAUGCACAGGUUGCCUGGGGACCACUGGGAGCACAGGAGUAACACUGGCACCCAGGAUUCAGGACCCCUCCUGCACUGCACUCAUCUCCCCGCCACAGUUUGUGAUAGUGAGGGGUGAGGAGUCCCUUUCCAGUGAAGGCACAUUGGCCAGGAUGGGCUACCAGGCCAGCUGCUAACUACCAUGGACAGAUCUGAGGCCCCAGCUGGUGGGUGGAGGUCAACACAGGUGGGCUCACCUCAGUGCGAAUGGUGCGGCUGCCCUGGUUGGGGCAUGUGUUGACAUACAGGUCGAAGAGAACACUGGGUUCGGUCACCUCCAGGUUGGGGUCAGCAUCCACUCCAGCUUCUAGCCCUUGGAGGCCCCCAAACACUACUACUGCAUGCCUGUCACCCAGAGGGGAAAUCAGUAACUAUUCACCAAGGCCCCACGGAACACAGUCCCAGAGUACAGCAGGGGCCCAGCCUAGGCAGCUGGGCCCCACCAGGCAGGUACCUGCCUCUUUCUCCUCCCCUGGCCUCUGUCCCCUGUCCCCUGCCACAGGCAGCACCCACCUGAAGCUGGGCAGCUGGGCAGAGGCCACAUCUGAGCCACGCUCUGACGUCCCAAUGGUCAGGUCAUACCCGUCCUGGAAGGGCGCCUCAGAAAACACAGCACCUGGGGGUGAGGCCAACUCAGUGGGAGUCCUGCUCUUGGCUGUGUGUUCAUUACAUUGAAGGGGUAGGGUGGAGCUGGGGCUCAGGUAAGGGGGCCCUCCACUACUCUUGAGAAGUCAGAACUGGGCACAGUGGAGACCAAGCCUGCAAUUAGUUGGGGAAAAAACAAGGUGGGCAGGAAGCAGCUCUAAGAACAUGGAGAACUUUGAUCCUAUUGUCCCUAUCCAAGACAUCAUCAGUCAACUCUGAUACUCUUCCUCAGAAGUCCUCAAGAACAUUCUAGGCAGUGCAUUCAAGGAGACCAGGCUAACAGAAAAGAUAGUUGCUCAGGACACACACAGUAUGGUAGGGCAAGGACUGUGUUUUGACUUGUGGGUCAAGGAAGGCUCUCUGCCACCUCCCAGACAGAGGGCUGGCUGGACAUUCAGAGAGAGAGAAGCUCUGUCCUUACUGAGGCAGGAGGCUAGCCGGACUGUGUACCCCCAGUAGAGACCGGCUUUGGUGCGAGGGUCCUGUGAUGACACAACUGUUCCCCGGUAGGUCUUACAUUCUGGAAGGGAAAUAGAGAAGCUGUGAUGAUGAGCCAAGGGGAAGGGAGGUAGAGGGAAAUUUGGAGACGUGGGUUAGGUGGGGCUGGCUAGACCACCAUAAAAGUUAAGGAAGCUUCCAGAUACCUGGGAGCUGCUUCUGGUUCAGUCUCACAGUCACUCGAAGCCCAGGCUCCAGGUUCUUGUCAAUCUUCACCUCCUGAGGAGAGGCCAGAAGAAAUGGAUGCUGUUUCCCACCACAACCAGUAGGAGGCAUUGCCCUCUGAGACCCUGCUGGGGGAACGGCAGGGCUGGUAUGGGACCCAAGGGGUUCAGGUCAACUUACAAUCCUCCUGCUUUGGAAUGGGCUAGACCUGUUUAUAGUACUAUCACAAGAUACUGGUCAGAAAUGAAGGCUGGGGGCUUAGCGCACAUAGGAAGUUUUCCCCAAUAGAUGAAAUCCCAGUUUUCCACAUUUUGAUCAUUUUGCUAAUUACUGGCUAUAGUAAUUUGAGCAGGUCACUUAGCCCCUGAACUCAGUUUCCACAUCUGUCAAACUGAAAACCCUUCCACAAACAACAGCUAUUCUUAAACUUCUCAAACCCUGGCAUGAAGUAAAUGGCUAAACAUUA
This is a messenger RNA of Ictidomys tridecemlineatus (thirteen-lined ground squirrel), 3979 nucleotides long. The record is from RefSeq and is a predicted model, not a curated record. NCBI's taxonomy places the organism in Eukaryota, Metazoa, Chordata, Mammalia, Rodentia, Sciuridae.